AACAGUACUUUGGUCGGCAUGGCAUCGUGUACGUCCUAUUUUUUUCUUUUUUCCGCUGGUAAAGACUAUAGGACCAUUUUAUGAAAUGACUCCGUGGAUUUGACUUAAGCCAAGCAAUAGAGCUCUCACGGUACUGUCGUCCUAUAAGUUUUAAUAGAGUAAGUCCAUUCACAAAAGGCUGAGAGGAUUUAGACGCUUAGACAAUGCAUCUACCUUAUAUUGUCUUGGGAUAAGGGUAACAAAGCCAUGGAGUCACCAGUUAAUAACUAUGCAACGCAAAUACCCCACCCAAGCCGGUAUUACAGGUUUUCCUUGUUCAUACUAUGAAAGCUGCCUAAGCUCCUCCCACUAUGAAUAAGGCACUGUGGGUCUCUCUAAAAGUGACACUUCUGAUAAGUUUGGCAUGGUUAGUGUCUUUUAAAAUACUGCCCCUCAGCGCACAAAGAGCCUUUGCGUUGGGCUAUGUGGAAGGGGUGACGAAGAAAAGAGGAAUCUUGCUAGAAACUGGAAACCUGUUGGAGAUAGGAUGGUGCAACCAGGAAAUGCCGGCGAGAAGAGUGAAGAAUAUCUCUCUUCAGACCUUGAGGAUCCAGGAAAUAUGAGAAUGGAUCUUCCCUUGACUGAAAACCCGGACAAAGAGUCCUGCAAAAUGGCUUUGGCCUCACCCCAAUCCCAGCGGCUAAAGUACAUGUCACUGGGGGUGCUGGUGUUACAAACCACUUCGCUAGUGCUCAUCAUGCGCUACUCCCGGACCCUAAAAGAGGACGGUCCCCGCUACCUGGCCUCCUCUGCUGUGGUUUUGGCUGAAGUGCUCAAGAUCUUUGCCUGCACCCUCCUCGUCUUCACGGAGAACAAUUUCAGUUUCGUGGCGAUGAAUCUGCUGCUGAAGGAGGAGAUUGUGAACAAGCCGGCGGAGGCCAUGAAGCUGGCUGUGCCGGCGGCGAUCUACACGCUGCAGAACAAUCUGCUCUACAUUGCCCUCUCCAACCUUGAUGCAGCUACCUAUCAGGUCACUUAUCAGUUGAAGAUCCUCACCACAGCGCUGUUUUCAGUCUCCAUGCUUGGGAAGAAGUUAGGCCUCUACCAGUGGCUUUCCCUGCUCCUCCUCAUGGCUGGAGUCACACUGGUGCAGUGGCCCACAGACUCGGGAGCAGACUCGGAGCAGAAGAUAGUGACCGCGGGCUCCCAGUUUGUGGGGCUCAUGGCUGUGCUGAUAGCCUGCUUGUCCAGCGGUUUUGCGGGAGUUUACUUUGAGAAGAUUUUGAAGGAGACCAAACAGAGCGUUUGGGUCCGUAACAUCCAGUUAGGUGUGUUCAGCUUUGUGUUUGGCUUUAUAGGAAUGAUAAUUUACGACAGCCAAAGCCUGAGGGAGUCGGGGAUGUUCCAGGGCUACAAUAGUAUUGCCUGCACAGUAGUUGUCCUUCAGGCUCUGGGCGGGCUGGUCAUUGCAGUGGUGAUAAAAUACGCAGACAACAUCCUGAAAGGAUUCGCCACAUCUCUGUCGAUAAUUGUGUCUGCUUUUAUUUCGUAUUUCUUCCUCAUGGAUUUUAAUCCCACGGGGAUAUUCUUCACGGGGGCAUUGCUGGUCAUUGCCGCCACGUUUCUUUACGGCUACGAAGGGAAACCUGCCAGCGGCGGUGCCAUCAGAGUGUAGUCGGGGAGCUCUUUGAGCUGUGGUGCCUGACAGAGGAAAUGGCAGCCUCUCGGCCCGGGCUGAGCAGGGACUAUGUGAACUGUGACCACCACUUUUUGACAAGUGGAACCCGCACACGCAGGGAAUGAAAAAGCUACACAAGUGCCUGCUACUGCCAAAAAAGCCACAGCUGUUACGUGGCUUUGCACAACGGAUGGUGGAAGGACCGUAUACCGGGAA
Molecule: messenger RNA, 1873 nt
Organism: Menidia menidia (Atlantic silverside)
Lineage: Eukaryota; Metazoa; Chordata; Actinopteri; Atheriniformes; Atherinopsidae
Source: the annotation of a GenBank genome assembly